Molecule: messenger RNA, 489 nt
Organism: Populus euphratica (Euphrates poplar)
Lineage: Eukaryota; Viridiplantae; Streptophyta; Magnoliopsida; Malpighiales; Salicaceae
Exons: 2
Coding region: 1-489 (162 amino acids)
Source: RefSeq, a predicted model, not a curated record
AUGGCAUCUAAUCUCAACACUUUGCCAGAGCCAUUGGGUUUGGUUAUUGAGGAAUUUGCUGCUGCUGGUGGAGGUGGAGGGAAUUUAGGAUUUUGGAAGGGUUUCGGAGGCGGAAGAUUUGAUGGGUGGGGAAGAAAAGGGAAGAUGAAUUCAGGGUUUUUAGGCUUUUUGGUGGUUUCUGGAUUGGGAUUGAUUUUGUUUUUGUUUGGAGGGGAGUUAAAGAUCGAUGUGGUUUCUGGGGUUUUGGUGUUGAGUUUAUUAGGGGCUGUUUUGGUUAAAGGGUUUAAGAGAGGGAUUAAAGAUUGGAUCUUGGGGCUUUGCUUUUUGGGUGUUCUGUUGGGUUUGGGAUUGAAGAAAGGAGAGAUGCAAAAAUGGGUUGAGAGAUGUAGGGUUCGUUCACCAGUUUUGGUGCUUAUGAAGGAAAAGAGAAGACAUGGUAGGAGAAUUUGGUACAAGAAGACCUUAAUGUGGCUAGUCAUGAAACUAUAG